GCCAACUUCAUCGAAACAAGUCCUGAAGGCAUCAACAAUCAAUUCUCCUCAAUCUUGCCGUUUUUGCUUCCAUCAGCGCCGUGUCGUGGAAAUUUUGCGAUUUCGAUAUUUACGUUUGUUGCUGUCUUCUUCUUGUGUUGAUGGAGGGCUGCCCUUUCUUCUUGUCCCUUAUCCUUAUCACAAUGUCCAUCGUAGCAGCGUAAAAUAGAUCUGGGGUUACCCACAUUUUAGAUCAGACUGGAGCCAAUUCGCCCAGUCAACGGAGCGCCCCUCUCGUUUUCCAUCUGUCCUCUCCUAUUAUUACCGUUCAUAUAUUUUCAUUUUAUCUUUCGGUUUUUCAACAAUAAACGCCUUCAAAACGCACCCUAUUUAUAUUAAUUGACUAUAUAAAUAGCGGGGUGAAGAUGCUCGGAAGCUUGUGCUGCUGCUUUCCCAGCCCCAGACGACUUCCAUCCGCACCUGUUCUCCAUCAGCAGCCUCAUGACCCUCAAGCAGGCUUCAGACGAUGUGGUGGGGUCAGUGGGGAUACCGAUGCACCGGGUAUAGAUGAACCAUAUCUCUCCACGGCUCCUCUACCAAGAUAUACACCACGCCCAGUCAGCAUUCAUGAAAAGACAAUUGCCUUUGAGCGUCGCCAGUCGAAUUUAAACGAACAGUCUGAUUUCCCAUGCGAGCAGAAGAAUAGAUAUGAGUUUGAACGGGACCUUGCUUCACCUCAGCUAGAUGAUCGCUCCUCUGAUGCUUCAUCCGAGGUAUCCGUACCGAGUAGCUUUGGCAACACAUCCACUGCGACGACAGAAACUCCUCCGCCUCCAUAUUCAUCCAACUCGUCAAUAGCACCGUCACGUCGUUCGAUGUCGAUAUCUAUAUCAACUCAUAGGACGGGCUUCACCUACGCAAGUCUCGAAAGCAUCGAGCGUGAAUCACCCGUUGCUCAACUUCCUCUAGUACCUCCUGCUGCGGUGUACAGAUCGCAUCCUGGUCAUGAACCACCAGAAACCAAUGGCGGGGCAAAUAGACGCUCUUUGGAGGGAUCCCAAGGAAACGGUCGAUUACCCCCCCUAGCUCCUACUCACCCGAGGGAAUAAAUUCCAAGCGUAUGCCCAUAUCAAUCAGAUAUGUUAAUACUCUGGAAGGAACAUCACAGUAAUUUUCCGUCUUGACUUUAGACCAUGUAUAUUCGAACCAGGAAUCCACUACCUCCGGUCAUGACUACAACCUGAAAUGGUACACUCAUUUUACACGGUGCCAAUAUAGAGAACGACACGCAUACAAAACACAACAUACAUCCGGGCAUACUACCCAGUUCCAAGCUUGGUAGAUUACCGAGCGUAUAUAAGCGUGACCAAAGGCCCUGAUGUGCACAGGUGCCACGAAGCCGCAACCCAUCAACCUCUGCCCGAGACUCUACGAUAUACAUCGCGCUCCUCCACAUCAACUCUACAAUUCAGCUGAAUAGAAUGUCGAUCAAUACUAGAAACUUCACACGCGCACAAAGCACGCUCUGUUUCCAUUUUGCAUAUAUAUAAUAAGACUAUAUUAUCACGCCGAAAACGAAUGCGAAUACAUAUUCAUUCACAACAAUAUUUUCAUUAAACGCAUAUUUCCACACAUCACAACAAUCCUUACACCCCCCGUGACCGUCGAACUAUUUUUUGUCCCAUUGGUUUUUAUUCCCCCGGCAGUAGUAUUUUACUAAAGUCGUUUAGAUUUCUAUUGGCGUUUUCUGGUUUGACGAAAAUGUCAUUUUUGGUUUUGUUUUGUAUAAAUCUAUUUCCAUAUUGCCAGCAAGACUUUGUGGGCAGCGGCCGCGUCCAGGGCCGGAUAGCGGUAGGGAUCAAAGGGCCAGUGAUGGUCCUAAUACGUGAUUGGACAUCUUAAUAGCGAAUGUGACUGACGUUCAUGUAGUAAUUAUGUAUUUAAUUGCCAAAUAAUUACAUUGAAUAAGGAAUAUAACUAUUGGAAAGACAAACUGGACUCUCAACAAGUUACUUUUUAAAAGCCAAAGAAGCGAAGAAAAGAGAAGAAAGAUAUCUAGUAACGCCUUUCCUUCUCAUUUUGCUUGCAGCAGCUUUUCUUCCAACCACAUCUAUAGUCAGGCAUAUAGGAGAGAGAGCCACCGACCACGUGUUAAGGAUUCCGGGGAUAUGAUUUGAAAAUAAAACAUUAAAACAUGUAAGAUUCAUUAAGGGAAAAAGAAAAAAAAAAAACCCAAAUUUCACGGUGACAAUGCACAUGCAUCUUCUUCAUUUUUGCUCUUCAUGUCUUAAAAACUCAAAGAUGAAUACAUUUGCGUUUGUUAUUGUUUUUCGUCUUGUUCGUCAUCAUCAGGUAUACUGGGUACUGGAAGGGAGAAGAGAGAUAAGAUUGGAAAAGGCAAGUUUACACGCUGGGCAGAGAAAGAGAGGGCGAAGGGGAAGAGGAAAUGAAAAGGGUUGAGGGUGAAAGAAAAAAAGAGGAAGGGGCGGGGGGCUCUUACGCCAGACAAGUAAGUAUAUUAUGAAAGCAAAACCUGAGCCAGACAAAAUAACAAAGGGAAAUUGAAUCAGAUGGAAUGUCAGCCGCCACUUAUAUCAACGUGUAAAAGAUAACCAUUUCGUCCAUCACGCAACUGACGUUAGAGAGAAAAUAUUAGAAAGAAUAAGAAGAAAUAUAAUGUGGCCUAGAUCAAGGCGGCUUCAUCGUGAAGAAAAGACAGGGAAG
Messenger RNA from Blastomyces gilchristii SLH14081, 2703 nucleotides. RefSeq lists its product as uncharacterized. Lineage: Eukaryota; Fungi; Ascomycota; Eurotiomycetes; Onygenales; Ajellomycetaceae. The transcript has a single exon. The record is from RefSeq and is a predicted model, not a curated record. The coding region runs from base 405 to 1088 and encodes 227 amino acids.